Messenger RNA from Naumovozyma castellii, 633 nucleotides. It is a transcript of the gene SHR3, whose product is annotated as Shr3p. Lineage: Eukaryota; Fungi; Ascomycota; Saccharomycetes; Saccharomycetales; Saccharomycetaceae. Bases 1 to 633 code for a protein of 210 amino acids. The transcript has a single exon. The record is from RefSeq and is a predicted model, not a curated record.
AUGUUAAGCUAUCAAGAAUUGUGUACCUUUGGUACUUCCCUUAUUUUGAUUGCAUCCUCUUUUAUUAUGGGUGUCUUCUACAACAACUUGGCCUAUGACUACCAUCUUCUCUUCAACGCAAACGCUACCCAGGAACACUUUGACAAUGCCCUAAAGCAUUACCAAACCUUGUAUUACACGGGCAGACCUGUCCUUUACAUUUUGGGGUUUGUCGCUGUGGUCGGAUUGCUAGGUAACAUGAUCAGAAUCUACAAACCAAACCCAGAAUUGAAGAUGUUUGAAUACGCAUCAUUGGGUCUUUAUGUUUUAGGGAUUUGUGUCUUUAUUACCAAUAUUAAGACAGGUAUCGAAUGUACUUUGACUGGACAAUGGGGGGAAGUCACUGAAAAUCAAGGGUUGGCCGUCAUUGCAUCAUCCACUAUCAUCUUGGAAGUUGUGUUCCUUGGGGUAUUGUUCUUGCAAGCUGGUCUUUGGUAUUCCAAUUACGACUAUCAAAAGAGAUUAAAGAAGUUUUAUGAAGAAGAGGCUAUUGCUGAAGCUAACGCCAAGGCUGCUGUUCUUGAACCAAAAACGACUUCCAAAGCUAAGAAAGUGAGAAAAGAUGCCAAGAAGGAAAAUAAGAAACAGAAAUAA